Molecule: messenger RNA, 4651 nt
Organism: Ostrea edulis (European flat oyster)
Lineage: Eukaryota; Metazoa; Mollusca; Bivalvia; Ostreida; Ostreidae
Exons: 38
Coding region: 116-4501 (1461 amino acids)
Cellular component (GO): membrane
Source: RefSeq, a predicted model, not a curated record
CGUACAAAACAAGCGUAGAGAAGAAGUGUACCGCGGAGGAAUACUUGUGUUUGCGGAGGAUCCAACAUCUUCCUCGAUAUAUUUAGUGUUUUCGCUCCAAUUUCAUCUUCUAAUCAUGAAGAAAAAGUCGAUUGGAACCCGUAUUUUAGAUGUUUUCACGUAUGCACCUGGAUCCUUAAAAAAGAAUGUGUAUACUUUGCCUGUCAAUAUCAUCAUAAUGGGCAUGGUUUUGAUCAGAUGUAUCUCGGUUGGUUACUUUGUUCUUGGACUUGUAUGGAAACUCCACACCGGACUGAUAAAGGGGAACUGGAUUGAGAUCCUAAAUAGACUUUGGAUCGGGGACUUGAGACUCGGUGUAACAGUCAAUGCUCUUGUGUUGAAUUCGGUGGCGCUGUUUCCGGUCUAUAUCCUUUCUGGAACCUUCGGAUUGAUGGGCAUCAUUUGCAGAAAACAAAUUUUCCUCAUAUUGUACAUGGUGUCCUUGCUGUUUUUCCUAGUAACAGAUGUGAUAUACAUAUCUCUGUUUAGUAUACUUGUGAAUGGGAUGGAGUCAUCUGUACUUGCUGCAGAUUUCCAGGCAAUUUUCAAAGAGUUUGCAGACUUUUACCAAACCACAAGCCAAAAUGAUGUUAAGGGCAUAAAGGAGGAUUGGUUGGAUAUGUUCACCACGCUUGGAUGUUGCGGUGUUACGAGUAAUCUCGGCAGUUACAUGUGCACGGGUUACGAUUCGAGAAAUACCUGCUGGGGGAAAUUCUCCAACACCAUGACAUCGUAUUGUUCAACAUACCUAAGCCUUGCUGUACUCUGCUUUGUGAAUGAGAUGAUACAACUCAGUUUUUGUGACAUAGUGUAUAGCCAGUUAUUUGGUAAGAGACUACCAUUUGCCCUAGCUAGGACCUGCAUAUCAAAACUUCGAAAAGCAUGGAAAAGGUCAUGGUCUUGCGUUUUGGCGAAUUUGUGGAGAGUUUUGUCAUGUAUUCCUGCUAUCUCCCUUUUAUGCCUUGGUGUAAUGUUACGGAACGACAACCAAAUGACUGGAGCAUUCGUGGAACCAAUCUAUACCUAUAUAUACCUCCUUGGACUCAAUUUUAUAGACAUCAUCGAUGGACUGAGUAUUCUAAUGAUCGUCCUUGGGUGUUUGGAGUUAUUCGUAAAUCUACUUUCAUUGACCAGUGAUUUGGUUGUCCACAGCAAGAUAAAAAGUAUAGUGAUUAUCGUCGUCAAAAGCUUCAUGAUGACUCUGAAGAUUAUAUGGCUGGGUUUAGUCAUAAAUCUAGUUGUUCAGAUGAACAAAGACCUUCGAAUUCAAAUGGCACACAUAUUGAGAAAUUACUCAAAUAUCAAAAGGAAUUGGUACUAUCUAUUUGGUGAACUGCAGUGUUGUGGACUGACAUCGAGAAAUGACCUUAUUUAUCUGGGUUUAUCUUCAGCUAUUCCUUAUACAUGUUGUCAUUAUUCACUUUACCAAGUUUCCAGUAGUCUACCAUAUACUUCCAAUUGCAACAUAAUCCAAACGGGAUGCCUUGAUAAAGUACUGGAAGUGUUUACAUUUUAUACCACUGGAUUUUUCAUUGCUGUGUCUAUAUUAAUUUUAUUCGGGGGAUUAACUGCUUUAUUUACAAUUAUCGAAGUACGAUCUCUUCGUUCCGAAGAUCUUCAUGAUAAGCAGGUAUCAGAAAAAGAUGAAUUGAAAGAUACCAACAGUGAACAAAGCAGCGAUGCUUGCACUAUAUGCAUUAAAUGCUGUAAAAGUGAUAAAUUACUCUCAAUACAGAUGCUCUCCAUCAUAUGUUGCGUCAUAUUCGGUUUUGCCUUAGUAACGGAGGGAAUUUUCCUGACCUAUGAUAAAGUUUUUAACAACAGAUCAAUAAAAGAUAUCCUACUCAGCGCCCUGUCAUUUGAAGGUCUAUCUUUUACGCAUAUAAGGAAAUCACUAUGUGCUUUCAUGUUUGCCUCUGGAAUUACUUUAAUUAUCACUAGUGGAUUUGGGAUAUUCACACCGAGGACAAAAUCAAAAUGUCUGCACAUCACUCAAGCAGUGGUAAUCGGUAUUGUCCUCACAUUGAUAAUCACCGGGAUGAGUCUCUGGGGCAAAAUUAAAGACACGAUCAGUUACAAACUGGAUGCCGAGAUGUACUUAUUUCUUGACUUGCAUGGAUACUAUGAACAAAAUUACUUAACAUACACAUCAACUGCCAAUGGAGCAUGGAAUUACCUUUUUGCUGUGGCAGAAUGUUGUGGUGUGAACUACAAUGACGGUAGUGAUUUUGAAAAAUAUAUGCAUAGUGGAAACAAAGUACCAGUUUUUUGCUGCAAAGAGAAUCCAUUAACAGAGCCUUAUCGAGCUAGUAAUGAUGCUUGUCAAAAAAAUCAAGAGUGGGACCUCCAACACAACUCAUCCUGCAAAGAUGCACUACUGACAAGAUUGGAUACCUACAGCAACACCUUUUUCUCUUUUGGUGGAUUGAUAAUAUUUUGCUUAAUUAUUCAACUAGCUCUCAUUUUAUAUCAGUUGAGGAAACGACAAUUCCUUCCUCGCCAUUCUGACAAAUAUUCCCAAUUGUUCAAAACUAAAAAGGGAUUCAGGCAAAUACUGGUGUUUGAAUGGAGGACAUUAUUUGCUUUUCUUUCGUUACUGGCAUCCGUAAGCGUAUUGGUACUUGGGAUUGUUAUGAAGCUUGACAGCAGAAUGACAGGCAAUAACGUGUAUUACAUUUACACGUACCUUUAUUUCAAAGGUGUUAAUUUCCAUGACAUUGUGCAAGCUAUGAACCUUUCUCUCAUAACAUUAGGCGUUUUAUCAAUGUGCUGGUGUCUUGUUGGGCUAUCAGAGACGUUCACAGAACUCAGAAGUACAACGAAAACGAAACUUUAUGUUGCAGUAUUAUUCAUCUUAAUUCUUACGAAGUUAGUGUGUGUUUUUCUGAUGAUACCAGUACAGAUGGAGAUAAACACUUAUUCCAACAAGACUUACUACCAGUUAGAGAAUCUGGAUCGACAGUACUCAAAUCCGUAUUCAAAUAUCUAUGGACAUCUCGAUAACUUUUACUUUGAAUUUGAUUGUUGUGGAUCCACAGGAUCGGAAGGGUUCAAUGACCUUGUCAACAGUGCUGGAUACGGACCCAUUUAUGGUUUCCAACCAUUAGUGUGUUGUUACGGCAAAAAGUAUGGAAUCACGCAGAGUCUUCAUACUCUUCCUUGUGAGAAAAAGGCAUGCGGUGCCGAGUUUGUGGACGUUAUUGUCUCGUACUGUAAUGGACUGAUAGCAUCAAUGUCUGUCACAACAUUUUUUGAGAUUAUCUGCCUAGUAUUCUCCAUGCAUUAUCUACUAAACAAUCUUAAACAAGAAACUCAAGAUAAAUCGUGCAUCACUAAGUUCAUAUUUGUCCUAUUUGGUGCAUUAGGAGCUUCCAACAAAACACAGUGGUUUGGGUUCACCUGCGCAUGUUUUAUUCAGAUGGUUGCCGUCGGACAUUUUGCUGAAAGCGCUGCACUUUUAUACGAUGAAAUAUUUGCUAACCGACAAAUCCAGCCACUUUUUGACCAAAUGUUCAUGAUCGGAAAUUCGUUUAAUCAAAACUUGAUCAUCAUGAGAUGGUUAAUGAACACCUCAGGAUUCCUCCUUUUCAUCAGUUCCACCCUCGCUAUCCUGACCAUUCACCGUGGAUCAAAAUUUUUACACUCUAUGAAUAUUUUGUUGUGUGUAUUGGCGAUGGCCAUGAUAAUUCCAAACAUGGGGUGGUGGAUUGCUGUCCAUGUUGUGAAUUUCCCAGAUGAAUUAUUGAGGAAUUCCGUCACUUAUUUCUACUCACGUCUGCCUGAUGGUUAUACGAUGGAAAUAGACGGCGCUUGGAACAAUUUGUUUGUUAAGCUCAAAUGUUGUGGAUACACAACGGGUAACUCCAGCGAUUUUAAAUACGUUCAAUUCCAACGAAAUCCAUUUAAUAACGAACUCACAUCUUUAUUUUGUUGCCAUUCUAAUCCACUGACAGAGGUGUACAACGGUGAUUACACAUGUGCUACUUUGGCCGGAACUGACCGAUACACAGAGCCAUGUUCUGCAAAACUUUCAGAGAGACUUCUGCAACACAGCAUUGCAUUUUAUGUAAUAGCAUCACUCAGUUUGGUAUUAGAGGUUGUAAUGGUGGUUGUCCUGGCUAAGCUGAUUCAGAAUGAUGCUCCAUUCAGAGACGAUCCAGUCUUGUGGAGAUUCGGUCGUAAAUACUAUUAUGGAAAAAACAGAAAGGGAAAGAAAAUCCUCACAGCAGACGAAAAUAAUAUCACGUCAGAGACAGCAUUAGGGACAAUGAAGGAAAAUACAGAGGACCAGACAGAAAAUUUUAACACUUCAGUUUCAAACGAAAUGCAAAAUAGCAAAGAUAAAACAAAAUACAGGAAAAGGCGCAGUAAAGUUACCCCUUUAACCCCUAAAGAUGACUUACCCGCACCGAGGAAAGUUCCACAAGGAAAACUGCCUUCUCUGACCAUGAGCCACAACUAACAAUGCGUGAUUUGUAUCGAGGAUGUGGAUGUUGGAUUAAUCAUGAAUAUUUGUUUACAAAUUGUUUUAUAUCAAUUAAUGAAGGAUAAAUUUGUAUUUGGUUAUUUUUGUACUUGUGGCUAAAUAAUGAAAAUAAAGCAUGUGAUUGUU